This is a messenger RNA of Cydia fagiglandana, 682 nucleotides long. It is a transcript of the gene Ufc1, whose product is annotated as ubiquitin-fold modifier-conjugating enzyme 1. Gene Ontology annotation, biological process: protein K69-linked ufmylation. The transcript is spliced from 4 exons. Lineage: Eukaryota; Metazoa; Arthropoda; Insecta; Lepidoptera; Tortricidae. The record is from RefSeq and is a predicted model, not a curated record. The coding region runs from base 130 to 636 and encodes 168 amino acids. Gene Ontology annotation, cellular component: cytoplasm. Gene Ontology annotation, molecular function: UFM1 conjugating enzyme activity.
CACAAAAAAUGACGACUAAAUUGCAGUAGUUUCCCAAUUGAUCUAAUGUUUUCGUCUUGAAAAUCCUGUUGUAGUGUUUCGCCACAAUCUACUCAAAGUUAUGAAAUAGAGAUCAACUAUUAGAUCAAAAUGGUAGACGAAGGCACGCGCAAGACCCUGAGUAGCAUCCCGCUACUGCAAACCAAGGCUGGGCCUAGGGACAAAGAAUUGUGGGUGACACGUUUGAAGGAAGAAUAUCAGGCACUUAUCAAGUAUGUAGAGAACAACAAGGCAGCAGAUAAUGACUGGUUCCGGCUGGAGUCAGAUAAAACCGGCACUCGCUGGUUCGGCAAGUGCUGGUAUGUGCACAACCUGCUGAAGUAUGAGUUUGACCUGGAAUUUGAUAUUCCCAUAACGUACCCAACAACGGCCCCCGAGCUAGCGCUGCCCGGCCUCGACGGCAAAACCGCCAAAAUGUACCGCGGCGGCAAAAUCUGCUUGACCGACCACUUCAAGCCACUCUGGGCUAGGAAUGUUCCCAAGUUUGGCAUCGCGCACGCUAUGGCUUUAGGACUGGGACCCUGGCUGGCGGUGGAAAUCCCUGAACUCAUAGAGAAGGGGGUCAUCUCCUACCAAGAAAAGGGGGAGGCGAAGUGACCACAUGUGUAUACCUGAUUAACAAUAAACUAUCAUAUUUUUUCUA